This is a messenger RNA of Ostrea edulis (European flat oyster), 1461 nucleotides long. RefSeq names its product armadillo-like helical domain containing protein 1. Bases 116 to 1342 code for a protein of 408 amino acids. The transcript is spliced from 12 exons. NCBI's taxonomy places the organism in Eukaryota, Metazoa, Mollusca, Bivalvia, Ostreida, Ostreidae. The record is from RefSeq and is a predicted model, not a curated record.
CAGGUUCUAUAAAGAGCUACGUAAUGGCGAUUAGCAACAUGUAAACAAUAUGCAGAGCUGAAGCACAUUUUCUCUAUUUGUUAGUUGGAUAUUUUCAUUCUAUUGUGGAAAAAAGAUGGGAUCCGCGAAACAACAGUCAGCUAUUUCAAAGAUUAUGGGACUACUGCAAGAAUGGGAUAAAGGCAGUAAAGUUGUAAGGCAAAAAAUUCUACAAGAUUUCAUUGCACAAAAUCAACAUAAAACAGGACCAGAACUCGAACAGGAAUUUGCACAGGCGGCCAGUCUAUUUCUAACACGACUUACAGCAUGGUUACGAUUAACUUACAUGAUUGGAACCUGUUUAAAUGAUCAGCUGAAGGCAGUCUCAAUAUUUUUAUCCGCAUCAAGUGGACACAAAUACAUGGCAGAAUUUCUGGAAGUUGGUGGAGUCCUCACUCUAUUAGAGAUUAUUGGAUUAAAACAAGCAAAGGAAUUUGACAAGUUAGAGGCACUGCACUGUCUGAUAUGUGUUGCUAAUGCUGGAAGAAAAUACAAAGAGCUGGUGUGUGAGAGUUAUGGCAUAAGAGCUGUUGCAGAGUGUUUAGCAAAAUCUAAAUCUGAAGAGACACAAGAUGCUUGCAGGAACAUCUUACUUAUGCUUGCACAAGGAAAUCCCAAAUUUGAAGUUCAAGUUUACAAGGGACUUAUUGCUCUUUUGCCCUGUAGUUCACCGAAAGCACAACAGAUGGCAGCACAAUCACUCAGAAUUAUACAGCCAAUAGUGAAGAAUGCCAACCCCAAUAUUGUAGAACCAUUGUUAAACCUCCUUAAAACACUGCAUCUUGAGGUUCAGUUUGAAGCUAUUGAGUUGAUAAAGGAGUUGAUGGAAUAUGAAGUGUCCGACACAAUCCUACAGAAACUGGUGUCCCUUCUGAGGCCCUCAAAAGAGGAAACAGUCAAAAGGCCAGAAAUUCUGGAAGAUCCAGAUGUACCCAAAAUAAAUGCACCUUUACCAGUAUUUGUACAACAAGCUGCAGCUGCCAAAUCCAUCGGAAUUCUAUCAAGGGAGUCCAAUGAAAUUGCAGAAAAACUUAUUCAGCUAAGAGUGACCCACAAUCUCCUGUAUGCCAUGGGGAAUAUGGAUUAUGCCGACAGCCAAAGGCAGUCCAGCAUAUCAUUAGAGUACCUUUGUCGGACUUUCCCGAUUGUUGAUGAACAUGUGAAAGAAGCCAUGGGAGAUGCCCUAUAUGAUUUAUUUAUGUCCAAUCCUGAGGGUCUUUAUAUGACGAUGAGUCAUGUCCAGGCAGAUGUUUUAGUGUCUAACAAAGUCAACAUACCUAAAUUGGUGGAAAGAGUGGACUGAUGUCACUGAAUAUUCUCUUUCCUGAUGAAGCUGGAGUGAGAGAUGUAUAAAAUGACACUGAAUAAUACUGUUAAAAUGUGUAUGUUAUAUGUAUAAAUAAAUAUGAAGAAAAAAAUUCA